Phytophthora nicotianae INRA-310 is the source of this 963-nucleotide messenger RNA. RefSeq lists its product as hypothetical. Lineage: Eukaryota; Oomycota; Peronosporomycetes; Peronosporales; Peronosporaceae. The transcript has a single exon. The record is from RefSeq and is a predicted model, not a curated record. The coding region runs from base 85 to 774 and encodes 229 amino acids.
GGCAUUUCUCAAAGCAAACAAAGCAAGCUAACUUAUGAGAGUGUAUGACUCCAGACAUAGUCAUAGCCUCCUCCAUAAAAAAAAAUGGAGGGAGGGACUAGUGGGCCAACACACUAUUCUUUUUCUUACUGUUCCUGCUUGGGCUGGCUACUGGGAGGCAUUGUCGACGAUCUUGCUGGCCACAGCCUUGGUCACAUCCUUGCCGAUGUCGCGGGCCACACCGCUGAUGUCCGAGAUGACAGCUCCGCUACUGGAAACAGCCUCCUUCAUGGCACGGUCAAUGCGAGACUCCUGAGACUUGAGGAAGGGCGCCAGGAAGUGCAUGUAGAGGAACGACGCACCAAGAGUGGAGGGCAUGAACAGCCACAGCAGGAAGCCGAGCUUGAAGGCGUAGUAGAAGGGGAUCCAGUACAGCAGGAAGUCGGCAAAGAUCUCGACGAGGUUGAAGCAGGCGUACACGACCCAGUACGUGAGCCACUGCACGUCGUCCUUCUUGUCGUCCGUCUCGAUGGCCUUGAACGAGCAGUAGGCAGGGUACACGAAGCCCACGAGGUUGCAGAUGAGUCCAGCGCCGAAGCCCACGAGCAACAGCAGCAGAACCAGAGCCGCGCCGCCCGCCACCAGGUACAGCUUCUCCACGCCCGUGGCGUCCUGCGCCUGCUGCAGCACCGGGAACUUCUCCAGGUCCUUGGCCCACUUGUCCAUGUACACUUGCACCUUCUCCAUUCCUUCUUCUUCUCCGGGUUCUUCACUUGGGUUCGGGAGUAUGCGUGAGCCUUUUUCGAGAGUGACUACUGGCUGGACCAGGAUCGGUUGUCUCGGUUUGGAACCCCAAACCGUUGAGAACACGGGUGAUUUUCGGACCACCCACGAUGACAAAACACCCCGUUUUGAUGCUCUAUUAUUGGUAUAUUUGAGAAUUAAACACAUCUGGAUUAUAAAAGCAAUGGGAUUGAUGCCUGG